Molecule: messenger RNA, 2044 nt
Organism: Drosophila ananassae
Lineage: Eukaryota; Metazoa; Arthropoda; Insecta; Diptera; Drosophilidae
Exons: 2
Coding region: 248-1348 (366 amino acids)
Source: RefSeq, a predicted model, not a curated record
GAAUCAGUCACUCCUCGUCUCUGAAAACGACAAGACGUGUUCGAAACCUCUCCUUCAACUUCGAAACGCGCUUGCUAAAAAUUUUUAAACAAAAAUUAUUUCUAAUUUGAUUUAGUAUUUGUACGUUCUUUUUUUUUAAAGUGAACCAGAGAACCCGAAAAAAUAUUAAAACUGUGCCAACCCAAAAAACCAAAAUUAUAAAUACAAUUAAAAGAUAUAUCUGGAAACUCACACGGCAGCUGGCAAGAUGCUCAAGUGGGCUGUCAACCAGCCGCGAAACUCGUACUUGGCCAAGGAGCUGGCCCUGGGAAUGGAAACUGGAUUGGCGGAGCCGAAGGGAUCCAGCUACAGCGAGUUCCACGCCCUCCGGGGCAAGCUGAAGAGGAAGUCCUUGAGCGCCAUAGUGCCGGGCCAGGGCAAGGAGAACCAGAUGACCUCCACUCCGCUGCCGGCCAGCUCGCUGCUGCCGCGGACUCCGCUGCUCAAGGACCUCAGCAACAUCCUGGCCACUCCCACGCCUCAGGUGGAGCUAGGAGCAGCAUCUGCAACCCAAGGAGCGCCCAAGUACGCCUGCACGCUGCCCACCUUCGAGGCGGAGUACUCCCCGAGCUCCGUCAUCCCGGGGCCUCUGAUCGCCCUGCGCGGAGUGGGAAUCCCGGACAGCUACUUCGAGAAGCCGCGCUACCUGGAGCAGAAGCCCCUCCCCGCCCCCAGCCAGCCCAGGACCAACCAGACCAUGUCCUCCAGCCAGAUGGGAGACGUGACCCUGGAGAGGAUGAUCGACGCCAUCCUGGAGAGCAACCGGAAGACCACCAACAUCCGACCGUCCAGGCAGCACAGGCACCGACACCCCCUGCACCACCUGAGGGGCACCACCUCCUCCGCCGCCACCCACUCGCCCACCUACCGCCCCGCCUUCGACCCCGCCAGCGACUUGCGGGAGUACUGGAAGUCGCCCUCGCAGCGGGAGGCCUCCCUGACGAGGUUCGAGGAGCGGGAGGUGUGCUCCCCCGCCCGCAAUCCCGGCCAGAGCCGCAAGCGGCACUCCCUGCAGGUGCUGCGGAGGCAGCGGGUGGUGCGGCGCAAGCGGAAGAUCACCACCAAGAUCUCCUCCAGCGUCCGGCAGUCGGCACAGAAGCUUCUGGCCGCCGCCAAGUCGGGAGGGGGAGGAGGUCCUUCUGCCAAGAGGCGCCACAUCAGUCCGGACAGCGGGCACAACUCCACCAGCGACUUCGAGGAGUUGGACGCGGAGGAGGAUCUGAGUCCUUUCGGCCACUUCUCCGCCGAGGCCACCACAAAGCGGCGCCUCAGUUUCUCCUUCUCCGAGGACGUCUUCGUGGAGAAGUGAGAAGUCCUUCCUUUAUGUUUACAUUUUUUUUUGGAAAAAUCUGUUUGGUUGUAAAUUUUUAGAGUAUCCUUUUUUUUCCGAGUGGCUCAAAGCGCAACUAUCCUUGCCUUCAAAUGAAAUCUAAAUGUUAAAACCCAUCCUAUAACAAGCUAAGAACAUAUUUUUUUUUUCGAUAAAUAAAGAAUGAAUUUUUAAAAUAAAUAUAAAAGGAGUAAUUAUUUUUAUUAUUGCCUUUCAGUUUUUAUUUAUUUUUAUUUCUGGAAAGGAAUUAUUCUAUAAUAGAAAUUAUAGAAUCUAUAAAUUUUAAUAAGGACCUGCCUAUAGUUUUCCACAGGACUUGCAUAGGAAUAUAUAAUUUUCAAUUCAGUUUCUUACUAUUUUGAUUUUAAGGAUUAGGAAAUUGAGUUUAUUGAAUUGAGCUCCUAAACCUAAUCUUAAAAAUCUUAAAAAUAAAUUCAAAAAUUAAUGAAGAAAAUAGGCUGUGAUUUUCGUGCCUCAAAAAUGAAAUAAUUAUGAAUUACCAAUUACAAUGCAUUAAUUUUCCAAAAUUUUAAAUUUAAAAACUAAAAUUAAUAGCCAGGAAGACUUCAAUGAGAUCUUGAUUGCUUAUAGCCUUGAGAAUAAAAUAUAAGACUUUAUUUUGUGGGUUAAUUUUCAUAAAAAUGUUAAUUGAAUACUAUAUUUUGAAUUAAAAAU